GCUUCAUUCCCUGCCAUGGAGAGUCAGAGAGUCCUGUCGUCUUACAGGAAGCAUUUCGGGCACCAGGGGGCCGGCAGCGUGGGUGGGGGCUUGCGGCUCAGCAGCCUCUCCUCCAGCCGCCUCUCCCUCCAUGGGAGCCCCCGCCACAUGACCCACUCCAGCACCAUUUCCCGCCUCUCCCUGGGGUCAGCUGGAGGGGCCCUGCUCCUGGGGACCCCUGGGAACCGGCUGGACUUCUCGGCUGACUCACUCCUCAAGGCCCAGUAUCGGGAGACACGCACCAACGAGAAGGUGGAGAUGAUGGGUCUGAACGACCGCUUCGCCAGCUUUAUAGAGAAGGUGCGCUUCCUGGAGCAGCAAAACACGGUGCUGGUGACGGAGCUGAACCAACUUAGGGGGAAGGAGCCCAGCCGUCUCGGGGACAUCUUCCAGGAGGAACUGAGGGAGCUGCGCAGGCAGGUGGACGGACUCAGCGCUGGGAAGGCCCGGCUGGAGAUAGAGAGGGACAACAUGGCUGCUGACGUGGCCACGCUCAAACAGAGACUGCAAGAUGAGAUGGUUCUUAGACAGGAUGCAGAGAGCAACUUGAACACCUUUAGACAGGACGUGGAUGAGGCAUCUCUGAACCGUGUCCAGUUGGAGAGGAAGAUAGACGCGCUGCAGGAUGAAAUCGCCUUCCUCAAGAAGAUCCACGAGGAGGAGCUGCGUGAGCUGCAGGAGCAGCUGAUGGCCCAGCAGGUCCAUGUGGAUCUGGACGUGUCCAAGCCAGACCUGACCGCUGCUCUGAGGGACAUUCGGGUCCAGUAUGAGUCUGUGGCCUCCUCUAACAUUCAGGAGACAGAAGAGUGGUACCGCUCCAAGUUUGCCGACUUGACCGACGCAGCCACUCGGAAUGCAGACGCCUUGCGAUUGGCCAAACAGGAGGGCAACGAGUACCGCCGGCAACUCCAGGCCAUGACCUGUGACAUGGAGGCACUCCGUGGAACAAACGAGUCUCUGGAGCAGCAGCUGCGUGAGAUGGAGGACCGUUUCUCCGUGGAGACGGCUGGUUACCAGGAUACGGUGGGUCAUCUGGAGGAGGAGAUCCAGACCCUGAAGGAGGGGAUGGCCAGACACCUGCAGGAGUACCAGGACCUGCUCAACGUCAAACUGGCCCUGGACAUAGAGAUUGCCACCUACAGGAAGCUGCUGGAGGGAGAGGAGAGCAGGAUCACUGUUCCAAUGCAGAGCUUCUCUAACCUGCAGUUCAGAGAGACCAGUAUGGACACUAAAUUCUCUCCAGAGGCCCAUGUCAAGAGGAGCAUCAUAGUGCGGACUGUGGAGACUAGAGACGGGGAGAUCAUUAAGGAGUCUACGGCUGAGAGGAAGGAGAUUCCUGACAGUCCUUAAAGGACACAUGGUGCUAGCUAUGUCUGUCACACUGUCCCCACUCCACAGUAACGCUUGGAGGCCUUGCAUGAUAAUGAUACCCUUUCCUGACAAGGCACCUCCCUCUUCUCCAAACCUCAAAGUCAGUUGCUACCACCUCACCAUCCCCUUCCUCCCCUCUUCAUCAUAAUCACCCCCAGACCAUGUUACAUCAUUAAAUACUUAGGAGUUUUGUUGAAACUCAAAAUAAAUCCCUCAUUGCAUCUUUGUUAGCACUUUUGCCAAAAAGUAUUAUUUUUCUAUUACUGUAACUGUAGCUUGAGUGUGCUUGUAGAUAGGCUUUAGUGCUAGGACGUUUGGCCUUGCACCUUAGAAGGAAGGGUCUUGGACUACUACCCUUGGUGAUUAACAGACUUCAUGCUGGGAAAUGUAUUUUUUGUUCAGCUCAUAAUAGUGACAGAUCAGAGUGGGAAAUGUUCUCAUUGUGUUUGGAUAGUAGCCAGAGAGGAGGCCUUGAAAUGUAGUGACUGUUAUUCAGCUGGUGGCAGGGGUCAUGCUGAAGUUGUGUGGUUUGAGUGGAUGUGAGAAGUCAAGAGGAAAGUACAGUUGCUGGGGUUAGCAGUGGACAGGAUGGGUCUCAGACAAGGAAGAUGACGUGUGUUCGACAGUGCUUUUGGCAGAACUGUUGGUGAAAAUAAGCUGAUUUAACCCUCCUCCAGGGCCAAACACCAUAUCUAUUUCAUCCCUCCAUCAUACCCCCCAUCAGUGUUCCAUCUCCAUCUCUCCAUCACUCUCCUUUGUUCUCUCUGUCACUCAGUCUCUGCCCAGUCUCUGCUCCUCUCUGGAUGCAGUGGCUCUAGUUCCAGUGUUUCAUUGCAACAUCAUAUUUUAACACUAGAACAGUGUCUGGGCACAUCCACUUACGCACCAGGGGUGAGAGGGACAGGAUGGAGGUGAGACAGGGAGUUCAGGGAAGUAUUGACGAGACCCUUACCUCUGAAACCCCCUGUUCCUCCCCCAGCCCCAUCUCUGGAGUGUCAGUGAUUGUAGAGAGCCACAAAAGAGGGUGUUGCUGAGAUAGCAUGGUGGUGGUGGAGCGGGUGGUGUUACAUGGUGUCUCCCUGACGACAGCCCUCUCCAAGAAGCCCUGUUGUUGUUCUUUGGAGGGUGGAGGAGAAGAGGAGGGUUGGAGGGUGGCUGUCACAACACUAACUGUUUAGCCCAGCUCUCUCCAUCCGCGUAGAACCCCUGCUGACAUAAACAAGCUGCCACCUACCAUUCAGUACAGAUGGUGCCUUUACAGACUGCUUUUCAUUCUAUCUGUACUAAAGACAAACCGUAACUGUCUUCCAAUGUGCCUGCCUUUCUUUCACAUCUCCCUUCCCUCUGCUUUGCCUUCAUGUUUUCACCUGUCAGCUCUAGAUACUAUUUAUUAUCUUCUUGUCUGCAUCUUACAGUAGCCACAGCUGAACCACACUGCAGUAGGUCGAAGAAAAAACUAAAAGAUGUGAACAUAACCUUAGUUUUGACCAACAUUAUGACAACCCAUUAACAACAAUAAAACCAUGUUGUUUGAUUAGUA
Coregonus clupeaformis (lake whitefish) is the source of this 2950-nucleotide messenger RNA. RefSeq names its product glial fibrillary acidic protein. The transcript is spliced from 9 exons. Gene Ontology annotation, biological process: intermediate filament organization; regulation of chaperone-mediated autophagy. Bases 16 to 1389 code for a protein of 457 amino acids. Gene Ontology annotation, molecular function: structural constituent of cytoskeleton. Gene Ontology annotation, cellular component: cytoplasm; cell projection; intermediate filament. The record is from RefSeq and is a predicted model, not a curated record. NCBI's taxonomy places the organism in Eukaryota, Metazoa, Chordata, Actinopteri, Salmoniformes, Salmonidae.